AUGUCACUUGAGCCUUCAACUACUGCCAGGGUUACACUACACACCACAAAAGGUCUGAUCAGGAUUGACGUAUUUGCCAAAGAACUACCGCUUACAUCAAGCACUUUCAUCAAAUUAUGUCAGCUUAACAAAUUUCAAAUGACAACGAUUCAUGUCAGUCCACAGUGCAUUUCAUUCUCAACCCCUCCACCCCCUCCUUCUGCUUCUGCUUUACAAUCGCUGACUCAGGGAGAAACACAGCAGCAUCUGCAUAUUCCCAAAGAAACAAACUCUCGAAUAAGAUGUAAACAUCGUGGUUAUGUGGCUUAUUCAAAUGGACAAUGGAUAAUCAGUCGUGGUGAAUUGAGUGCUAAUGCAUAUCAAGUAUUUGGAAAAAUUGAUCAAGAAUCAUCGUGGUAUAUUGUUAAUGAUAUAGCCCAGGGUGAAACUGAUGAGGAUGGCGAAUUGGCAUUUCCUGUUACAAUUGAAAGUUCAGUUGUUGAUGUACCGUAUUUCGAAUUGGAUGCGCAUAAACAAGAAGGAGAGCUAGAGGGCGAGGAAGAUAAAGGAGCAGAUAGAGAAGAGAGACCCAAAGUGAAAAAGCCAAGAAUUGCAAUUGACUACGAUGGUGAUGGGAGUGAUGAAGAAGAGGGGCCAAUUCAGAUUAAAAGUGCUUAUGAUACCGACAAGAAGAGGAAAAAGACGAAACAGAAUAAAGCGAAGGGUGACGACAACCUGGAAUUGAAAUCAUCUGAGACUGUGGAUUCUGAGUCAAAGACAGUUGCCACUACUGAAAGAGACAGACCAAAUGAGCAAGGUGAAUCUAAUGACAAUGACAAUGACAAUGACAAUAUCAAUACCAACGGAGACGGAGAAGGUGCAACCUUAGCAAAACUGGAAUCAAACUCAGAAGGCAAUUCAAACUCCGAUUCAGAUUCAAAUUCAGAUUCAGAUUCAGAAUCCGACUCUGACUCUAAACAACAUCCACUAAAACGAGAUCCUACAAUUGAUUCUCCAUUUGAUCCUAAACUCGAUUUAACCAAUGCAGAAUCCAUUACAUAUCAAAAACUAAAAUCUCAUAAAUUUAUCAUAAAUACAUAA
Molecule: messenger RNA, 1080 nt
Organism: Lodderomyces margitis
Lineage: Eukaryota; Fungi; Ascomycota; Pichiomycetes; Serinales; Debaryomycetaceae
Product: putative peptidylprolyl isomerase
Exons: 1
Coding region: 1-1080 (359 amino acids)
Biological process (GO): protein peptidyl-prolyl isomerization
Cellular component (GO): catalytic step 2 spliceosome
Molecular function (GO): peptidyl-prolyl cis-trans isomerase activity
Source: RefSeq, a predicted model, not a curated record